AACACAAACGCUAUAACGAAAUUUUACGCUUGGUAGUUGUGUUGUUGAAAUUAGAAACAUUAAACAAUGUUAAUGCUAUCAGGACAAAUAGCUUUGAUGAUGUUCACUAGGUAACGUAAAAUAUAAAGUGGGUACCGGAUGAAAGUUCUUAUUAUUUGGUUGGAGGUUCUGGGUAAAGUAGAAGCCAAGAGGGUGUUGUUAAGUCCCAGGACUGCUCGGUCGAACAGAGUUUAUGUUCAAAAGCGUUUCAGCUGUUACUGUCACGUUUCCAUAUAGCAGGGCUUUACUAAUGAAAUUGUCUUCUUUUCACUACUAUUUCUAGCAUGUCAGACGGAUAUCAGUGACAUUUAUUAAUAUAAAUAGCUGUUUAUAUCUAACUCCACCCAUCUGUAGUGAGCAGAUACAGAAUACCUCAGCUAUAACAUUGUAAAAACAUAAUUGAUAUAUACUUAAUGUCCAUAUUAAUAAUAAAGCAAAUAUUGAUCUGUAUUAUCACAUUAAUUCGUUGCACUUGCAUUAUGACAACAAAACACUGUCGUUACGCAUAACAAACACUUUAACGGUAUGUUACGCUUGGUUAGUCAAUGGGAAAAAUACAGACCAGUCAGAUUAUUCACUAAUCGAACUUAUUGAUUGAUUAAUUACUAUCAGUGGAGAUAACACAGUCUUGAAUUAAUUUUUAACUGAAAACGAAAAGUAAUUAAUUAAUUAUCAUCGAUGUAUAUAUUUCAUAAUAUUCAGUCUGUUUAUAAUUAGAGCGAGGUGAUUGGGUUUAUUGCUUUGUAAAAAAAAUUGGCUUCUUUGUGUUAUUUAUUCGUUUCCUUUUACUUAUCUACGCACACAAAUAAUAUAUUAAUUAAAAUGGAUUGCCACCAAUUAACGAUAUCAGUUGUGCUGGAAACGAAGAGGUCCAAUUAACCUUUUGCGUCGUCCGCAGACGAACAUUAUCGGCCACUUGUCUGCAGAAUUUCUUCUCCCGCGUUACUCAACCAGUUUGUCAACAAAUUUAGUUUUGAAUUUGUAUUUCAUAAUAUUUCAGUCUCUGUUAAGAAAUAGAAAAGGGUUAUUUGAAUUUCUGCGCUUUUUGACCUUCGUUGGCUUCUUCGUGUUACUAAUUUUCUGAAAACUUUAUCUCCACGCACACACACACGAAUAAUAUGAAUUUUCGAUAUCAACUAAAAGCGAUUGCAUCAAAUUAACGAUGUAAACUGUGAUGAAAUGAAAUACUUAAUUAUCAAGGUGAUGAAAAAAACAAAACAAAAUUGAUGGGUUCGCAGACAUACAUUCCGACACUCAUCGCAUAUAUAUCUAAGAAACGAAACUUGAAAUUUUGAAAAAAAUGUGCGCCAAUAGUUUGUGGUAGCCGGAUGCCCUGUAUCAACUUGUGGUCAGUGAACACCAAUUUUACUAGAAUAUGAGCUACCAAUCCUGAACAUUGUUAUAAUUUUACAACUAACAUAACAUCCGUUAACCAUAUCCAUAUUUCUUAAUGUACAAACAGAAGACUUUCUGUCUACAACAAAAUGUGUGUCCGUUUGAGAGAACCAGGCCAUCAACAAACAUCCUAGCAGUGAGUUGAAAGUUUACAUAUGUUACAUGUGUUCCACACUUGUCAAUGGAUGUCUGUGAUAGCUAAGACAAGAAACUGAACCAUAUCAGAUUAACUUACAGAUAUUUCUCAGCUUCCCCAGUGAUUGAUAUGGAAAAUGUUAAUCACUUGGAUACUUCUAAUACAACUAUUUUUAACAAUAUAGAUACAGUUAGAGAGACAGACAGAAAUGAGAAAGCUGUACAUAGUGAAACAUUUAUCAAACAAGAGCCAUUGUACAGAGAUAUUCCUGAAUUUAGCUGAGAGAUUUGUAAGGAAACUUUCUCUUCAGAACAAGAAGUUUUAACGCACAAAGAAAUGCAUUCUGGAGAAAAACAGUUUCAAUGUAGAAUAUGUGGGAAAUCUUUCAGCCAAAAUUCUCAUCUUGUUAUCCACAUACGUAGUCACACUGGAGAAAAACCGUUUCACUGUGAAAUAUGUGGGAAAUCCUUCACUGAUAAUUCUAAUCUUGUCGUUCACAAACGAAUCCACACUGGGGAAAGACCAUUCCGUUGUGAAAUUUGUGGGAAAUCCUUCAGUAAUAAUUCCCAUCUUGCAGUUCAUGUGCAAAUACAUACAGGUGAGAAACCAUUUUACUGUGAUAUAUGUGGCAAAUCAUUUAUUACUAACAGUCACCUAAAAAGACAUAAACAGAUACACGGAGGAGAUAAACUGCAUCGAUGUGAAGUGUGUGGGAAGACGUAUAGUGAUAAUUCACAAUUGAUAAUUCACACACGUAGUCACACUGGAGAAAAGCCAUAUCAUUGUGAUAUAUGUGAGAAAUCUUUUGGUAAAAAGAGUAAUUUAACAGAGCAUGAAAGAAUUCAUUCGGGUGACAACCCAUUUCACUGUGAAAUUUGUGGCAAAUCUUUCACUCAGAAUUCCCAUCUUGUAGUUCAUGAAAGAAUCCACACUGGAGAAAAACCUUAUCAGUGUGAAAUCUGUGGGAAGGCUUUUGUCUCUAAAAGUGAUCUAAACAGACAUAAGAAAAGACAUACAGGACAAAAGCCAUUCAAAUGUGAAAUAUGUGAUAAAUAUUUUGUCUGUAAUCGUUAUUUAACAAAACACAGAAGAAUUCAUACUGGAGAAAAUAUCUUUCAUUGUGAAAUAUGUGAGAAAUCAUUUAUCACUGAGAGUCUUUUAAGAAGACACAAACAAAUACACUCUGGAGGGAAAUCUGUUAAAGAGGAGACUUGAAAAAUGUUUCUCUGGCUAAUCUAAAUUUAUCGUCCACUAACAUGUAGACAUUGAAGGACAUUUGUUAUGGCUAAAUAAGUUGGAAAUCAUUCUACUUGAUUUCUCAUCUGUUGUCUGGAAAUCUCUCAUUUAACGUCCAUUGUCCCUUGUUAGCAUGAGUUGGAUGGCUUGGCCAUAGCUGGAGAGCUGCACCAGGCUCCAGUCUUUCACUAAGUUAUCUGGGAAACCCUUAUUUCUCAAUGAGAAACUUGCAGUUGAUAUAUUAAUAAACGAGGCCAAGAAAGACUUUUCUGUAGUUUCUUGCUGAACAAUCCAUGGAGACGAUCUGUUUAUAGUGAUCAAAUGUUUGUGCUGUACAUUAGCUCACAAAUCGAGGUCUGAUGCAUGGGGUGUCACAUCUCAGAUGUUGAAAUGAUCACAGAGCAGCAUAAGAUGAAGUGUUUUGCUGCAUGAAAAGUGAGAAUUUCUGUAGUUGCUCGACCUGCUGGAAAUAACCGCCAAAUCUUCUUCAAUGUCACAUGCUAACAUUUGAUGGUACCUUUUGGUUAUCUCACCCCCAUUAAAACAUUGGGUUGUCUCCGCAAGUUUUAUGAGAAAUAUCGGUACUUUUGGUUGUCUCCCACAUCUUAAAAAAUUGUUUAACCCUCAAUAAACCAAAAGUGAAAAGAUGAAACAUCUUAUUGAAUCUGAUAACAUUUUUAUAACAGAUUAUAUAAAACUGAAAAGAUUAAUGAACAUGAAAACUGAAAAAAAUUAAUAAACACAAAAAUUGAAAAAUUAAACAUCUUAUUGAAUCUGAUAAUAUUUUUAUAACAAAUCAUACCAUUCCUUUUGAAGAGACCAAACGUCAACAAAGUGUUGAAGUACUGAAUCAAAAGGCUCUAACUCUUUUCAUCCAAUCUCUUGUCACAUAAACUCAAUUUUUUAGUGGGGAGAUAACCCAGUUUUUUUAAAGGCAAUUUUUUAAUGGGGGUGAGAACCAAAAUGUACCCAUUUGGUAAACAAGAGGACAUUGGAUAAGACAGUAAAAAUAUACUCUAUAAAAGAACUUUGUUUAUCUCACUCACCUCUCUCUCUCUUUCUCUAUUUUUUUUUACUCCUCCCUAUUUUUGUUAUUUGCAUCUCAUUCUCUCACUGACCUCCCUCCUCCUCUGUCGUUCCUCCCGUUUUCACACUCUCCCUCCUUGUCUCUCUCUCUCUCAUAUAGCUGUUUAACAACCAACGUUUAUCACAUGCAUUUACAAGAUGGUGUUAAUAACCAUAUUGCAAGGUCAGAGAUUGGAGAGCUCUGUAUUCUCCCUUCCAGUUUUACUACAAGCCCAAGAUACAUGCACAAGAUGCUAUGACUUAUGUAUUUAAUUAUGGGCAUCCUGAUCUUUCAUCACUUUCACUUACAAUCCUAAACUGGACGAAAUCUAAGCAGAGCUUUUUCCUGGGCUGUUCUACACUAAUAGACAUGAUCUAAUUGCAAAACUGUGAUUUAAGGUAGUGCUUCUCAAGCUAUCUGAUGUGGUGUACCAGCAGUUUUUUUUCCAAUGUGCCAGAGACCGGUAAUAUUUCUUAGUAAUAUUAAUUUAUACUGCAAACAAUAUAUAUAAUGAAUACAAUAAAAGUUGACAAUUUUUUUAUCUCGUAUUUAUUUUGUAAACAAAUAUUACAUAAUCACUUUAUAAUGUUUCUUACUUUUCUGGAAACAUGCUGUGUACUGGCAGCUGAUGGCUUGUGGACUGGCGCUGGCUAAGGGAUCCAGUGUAGGGCACUGCCCAAGGACUUAUAACAGACGAACUGUACACAGGAACUUCACUGCGGGCUCGCUAAUGAGCUGGUCUGCAGUGAAGGGAUUUCCAAUUAGGUGGGACUUCUAUGAAGCACAUGUCAGCCCCCACGGUGUAUAACCAAACGUAACAAAAUAAAUUCUACAUCAACACACUCUCAUUCUCCGUUGAUUUUAUCGUGUAUAGCUUAAUAACUAAGCUAUGAGUGGUGACCUCACAGAACGACAACACUCUAAGUGGUGACAACAGAGUAACACAUUGAAGAUACUGAUGAAAUAUACAACACAAUAUUAAUUUUUUUGCAUAUUUAAAAAAUAUUCUAAAGUGAAAAUGACUUUAAAAAUAUGGUAAUUAUUUCUUAAAAGACCUGUUUGUAAUCGCAGUGUGAAAUAGUUUUUUUUUCUGUAGGGUUUUUUUUGAGUGUUUUCAAUGUGUCUCCCUUCCAAAGAUUUGGCUGCUAUUUCUAGCAUGCCCUGCUACCACUUAACAGCUAUUUGUGAUAAAGGACCUGAAAUACUUAUGUGGUAGCAGGGAGUGCAAGAAAUAGCAGCCAUAUCUUUCCUUUUCGGGGGAAAGGAGCUGUUUACACAUGAUUUCAACAUCACAUUCAUUGAAAGCAUGUGAAAUAACCUGGAAAAGAAAAAGAAAAAAAAACCCAGAAAGCAAAAUUCCGUUGCUGGGAAACUGAGUUUCCUGGUGACCCAACAGGUCAUGGGCAGUCUAGUGUAUAUAUAUAUAUAUAUAUAUAUAUGUGUGUGUGUGUGUGUGUGUGUGCUGUGCUUUUUGUACCAUCUAACCCAUCUCUUCUCUCUGUAUUAACAACACUUAUUUGUAUGUAUAUAUUUACUACAUGAAAUUCCUGUGACUAAACAAAAGAUAUGAUGAGUCAAAAGCUGCAGGUCUUUGAAACUGUGCACCAAAACUGAAAUAUACCAGUCAAUUUCUCAACAACAGACUGAAAACACCUGUAGUGUUACAUCAGAGACUUAUAUGGAAAAAAGAUCCUCAAUUAUUCUUUGCAAGAACCCAAGUGUUCCAUGUUGGUCUAAUUGUACAAUGCAGGCAUGUCUGCUGCUUUAAUAUUACUUUACAAAGUAUCAAAUAAAUGUCUCACAUAACUUCUA
Octopus bimaculoides (California two-spot octopus) is the source of this 5684-nucleotide messenger RNA. RefSeq lists its product as uncharacterized. Gene Ontology annotation, biological process: regulation of transcription by RNA polymerase II. The record is from RefSeq and is a predicted model, not a curated record. Gene Ontology annotation, molecular function: RNA polymerase II cis-regulatory region sequence-specific DNA binding; DNA-binding transcription factor activity, RNA polymerase II-specific. NCBI's taxonomy places the organism in Eukaryota, Metazoa, Mollusca, Cephalopoda, Octopoda, Octopodidae.